Messenger RNA from Polypterus senegalus (gray bichir), 6773 nucleotides. It is a transcript of the gene ino80, whose product is annotated as INO80 complex ATPase subunit. The transcript is spliced from 36 exons. Gene Ontology annotation, cellular component: Ino80 complex; nucleus. Gene Ontology annotation, biological process: DNA-templated transcription; chromatin remodeling; DNA repair. The coding region runs from base 289 to 4944 and encodes 1551 amino acids. Gene Ontology annotation, molecular function: ATP-dependent chromatin remodeler activity; histone binding; ATP hydrolysis activity. The record is from RefSeq and is a predicted model, not a curated record. NCBI's taxonomy places the organism in Eukaryota, Metazoa, Chordata, Cladistia, Polypteriformes, Polypteridae.
CAAUAAGUUGAAAUUUCUUUGAUACGAUCUUCUCCGAAGUUGAUUAGACGUCCUGCUUUCUGCUCUCUCCUCGCCAUGGCGCCGGGUCCCUGCUCUCUCAGUAACUGAAGGUGGCCGCCUCUCCGCCGCUGCCGGCCCAGCGCUCACACACUCGCUUGUUGCCGAGCACCGCCAUCUUGGAGACGGAGUGUCGUGAGCCGGCAGUUUUGGAGAAACAGAGAGAGACGGGACCCGGGGGUUCGAGCUGUGAAAUUCAAAGCCCACGAUUGGGUUUGAGAGGAGCCUCCUAUGGCCUCAGAGCUUGAUGAAGCUGAAGAUGGUGGCUAUACUGAACUGGCUAGACCUCUUCAUAUGCAGUAUCUGGAACGCGCCUUAAAACUUGACACUUUCUUGCGACAGACUGCUGCUUUCUUCAAUAAAAAUGCUUCAAGUGAAGACAGUGACGAUGGUUUAGAGCAUGACUCCUCCUUGGUGAACUCAGAAUCCUGCUCUUCUUUACUGCUGGUGAAAGAGAAAACAUUAGGACAAGAUGAAGAUCAGUCUUGUAGAACCGGGGAAUCACAAACUAUGCCAGAAUCUAAUUCGCUCAAUGGAGCUCUCAUGCAAGAUCACAAAAUAGAUAAAGGAAGUUUAUACAACUUUUCAAAGUUAAAGAAAACAAGAAAAUGGCUGAAGGGUAUUUUAUUGAGUGAUGACACAACUGAUACUGACUCUGAUACAGAUGAUGAGGAGUUCACUUUAUCCAAGGAAGAGUUGCAGGAUAUGCUUAGGUUGCACAAAUUCAAAAAGCUGCAUCAGAACAAGUUCAGUCUUGACAAAGAGUUACAGCAGUAUCAGUACUACAGUGUUGGUGUUCUCUCCACUCAUGAUCCUUUCUAUGAACAACAGCGGCACUUACUGGGGCCCAGGAAAAAGAAAAUUAAGGAGGAGAAGAAAUUAAAAGCAAAAUUAAAGAAAGUGAAAAAGAAAAAGAAACGUGAUGAAGACUAUGCUGCUGAAGGAUGGCAGUAUCCAACAAAAAUAUUUGCAAAGUUUUCCCAAGAUAGUCCGACUCCUGUGUCUAAAAAGAAACACUUGACAAUUGAACAGCUAAUGGCAAGGAGAAAGAAAGUCUGGCUAACUAUUGCCAAAAAAGAAAAUCCGAAGGCAUUCAAGCAGAAAGUUUCAGCUAGAAAUCUUGUUCUAACAAAUGCAAAAAAGUUGGCCCACCAGUGUAUGCGAGAAGUUCGCAGGGCAGCCAUCCAGGCUCAGAAAAACUGCAAGGAAACCUUGCCACGAGCCAGACGGCUAACCAAGGAGAUGCUGCUUUACUGGAAGAAGUAUGAGAAGGUUGAGAAGGAGCAUCGUAAGCGAGCAGAAAAAGAGGCUUUGGAGCAACGAAAGCUAGAUGAAGAAAUGAGGGAGGCAAAGAGGCAACAAAGAAAGCUGAACUUUCUGAUUACUCAGACAGAGCUUUAUGCACAUUUCAUGAGUCGGAAGCGCAAUAUGGGGAGCGAUGGAAUGCAGGAAGAGAUCCUUAGGAAACUGGAGGACAACUCGAUGCUUCGGCAGAUUGACAUUGGUGGUGGCGUGAUGGUCAAUGUCAGCCAUGAGGACUAUGACAGUGAAUAUUAUAAGUCUCAAGCUCUGAAGAAUGCAGAGGACGCAUACCAGAUUCACCAGGCCAGGACAAGAAUGUUUGAUGAAGAAGCCAAAGACAGUCGAUCAGCAUCUUUGCAAGUAGCAAAUAAUACAGGAACAGGUUUUGGAGAGAGUUACAGUCUAGCCAACCCAUCCAUUCGUGCUGGAGAAGACAUUCCUCAGCCAACUAUCUUUCAUGGCAAGCUAAAAGGCUACCAGCUGAAGGGUAUGAACUGGCUUGCUAAUCUCUAUGAACAGGGUAUUAAUGGCAUCUUAGCUGAUGAAAUGGGGUUGGGCAAAACUGUACAAAGCAUUGCACUUUUGGCACACUUAGCUGAACGUGACAACAUCUGGGGGCCAUUUCUAAUAAUAUCUCCUGCUUCUACACUAAACAACUGGCAUCAAGAGUUUACAAGAUUUGUUCCAAAAUUUAAGGUAUUACCUUAUUGGGGAAAUCCCCAUGACAGGAAGGUAAUUCGUAAAUUUUGGAGUCAGAAAACUCUUUAUACUCAAGAUGCCCCCUUUCAUGUGGUUAUAACCAGCUAUCAACUUGUUGUACAAGACGUGAAGUAUUUUCAGCGUGUAAAGUGGCAGUACAUGGUACUGGAUGAAGCCCAAGCACUAAAAAGCAGUGCCAGUGUUCGAUGGAAGAUUUUGUUGCAGUUUCAGUGUCGUAAUCGUCUUCUGUUGACUGGAACCCCAAUACAAAACACAAUGGCUGAGCUCUGGGCCCUUCUGCACUUCAUCAUGCCUACGUUGUUUGACUCCCAUGAAGAAUUCAAUGAAUGGUUUUCACGGGAUAUUGAAAGUCACGCAGAGAACAAGUCUGCCAUUGAUGAGAACCAGCUGUCUCGGUUGCACAUGAUUUUAAAACCAUUCAUGCUGAGACGAAUCAAAAAAGAUGUAGAAAAUGAGCUUUCUGAUAAGAUUGAAAUUCUGAUGUAUUGCCAACUGACAAGCCGGCAGAAGCUUUUGUAUCAAGCCUUAAAGAACAAAAUUUCAAUUGAGGACCUUUUGCAGUCUUCCAUGGGAACAACACAACAGGCCCAAAACACAACAAGUAGUUUAAUGAACCUUGUCAUGCAAUUUCGAAAGGUGUGCAAUCAUCCUGACUUAUUUGAAAGACAGGAAACAAGAUCUCCAUUUCAUAUGUCUCUGAAACCCUACAUAAUGUCCAAGUUUCUCUUCCGAAAUGGCCUUAUUUCCACUUUCAAUCAAUGUCGAUCUAGGUUAUUACAAGUGUUGCUGUCACCAUUUGCACCAGAUCACAUUCAUCAGUCAUUAAUGCAUAGAAAAGGAAAUGAUGAAAGUAGUUGUUUUUCUUUCUUGAGAUUUAUCGAUGUUUCUCCUUCUGAUAUGAAUAACAUUAUGCUUCAGGGAACCUUAAUCAGGUGGUUAGCACUUUUUUUAUCACUUAAGUCUUCAUACCGGCUUUACCACAAACGGCAGUGGGAUGCCAACGGAGAUGAAGGAAGCAAUGCCAAAUCUAACUACCUUGUCAACAAAGCUCUCAUUCUUUGGGUGAACUCACCAACAUCUUUUGUGAAUGUGAACAGCAGCCCUGUAUUACAGGAGCUCAUUUUUACUAGGCACACUAAAGCGGUAGUGGGCCAUACAGACAUCAUUGUGCAUCGAAGAAAAUCGGCUACCUCAACCAUUAGACAUUGCCAGGAGACAGAGCUUCCUAAAUUUCUUUUUUGCUCCAUACCUCGGGUGUCUGCAGUCCCAAUGGAACAGUACUGUAAUGACCGUAGUGCUGAGUAUGAAUGGGCGGCAAUGAAGGAAGGUGGAAAUUUCAUGGCGAAGCAAUGCUUCUUGUAUGGUGAUCCAGCGCUUGCAACUAACAGAGUGGGAAGACUUCCAGAAUUCUUUCCAGAAAGUCCUGGAGGUGUCAUGGCCAUUAACCCUCGACAUGGCUGGUCAUUCAUUAAGAUACCAGACAAGGAGAGUUUGAUAACAGACAGCGGGAAACUUCACACUCUGGACCUGCUGUUGACACGACUCAAGUCGCAAGGACACAGAGUUCUCAUCUACUCUCAGAUGACAAGGAUGAUUGAUCUUCUUGAGGAAUAUAUGGUUUAUCGCAAGCAUACGUACAUGAGACUAGAUGGAUCCUCAAAAAUUUCUGAGAGGCGAGACAUGGUGGCAGAUUUCCAGAGCCGAACGGACAUCUUUGUGUUCCUUUUAAGCACAAGAGCUGGUGGUUUGGGAAUUAACCUAACAGCGGCUGACACUGUCAUAUUUUAUGACAGUGACUGGAACCCAACUGUAGAUCAGCAAGCCAUGGACAGAGCGCACAGGCUGGGUCAGACUAAGCAAGUGACUGUUUAUCGGCUAAUUUGUAAGGGAACAAUUGAAGAAAGAAUAUUACAGAGAGCAAAAGAGAAGAGUGAGAUUCAGCGAAUGGUCAUCUCAGGGGGCAAUUUUAAACCCGACACUCUGAAACCAAAGGAAGUAGUGAGCCUGCUUUUGGAUGAUGAGGAACUUGAGAAGAAAUUACGACAGCGACAAGAAGAAAAAAGGCAACAGGAAGAGUCCAGCAAAGUAAAAGAUCGCAAGAGAAAAAGAGAAAAAUAUGCAGAAAAGAAGAAGAAGGAAGAUGAAAUGGAUAUUAAAAGGAGGAAAGAGGGCAUGAAUAUAGUCAUUCCAUUCCUACCCUCUGCGGACAAUUCUAAUCUUUCAGCUGAUGGAGAUGACUCCUUUAUCAGUGUGGAUUCAGCACUACCAAGUCCCUUCAGUGAAAUUUCAAUGAGCAGUGAGCUUCAAGCUGGAUCAAUCCCACCUGACGAGAGCAGUAGUGAUAUGUUGGUUAUUGUUGAUGAUCCAAUGUCAUCUGCUCCACAAUCUCGAGCAACAAACUCCCCUGCAUCUGUUACUGGGUCUGUCUCAGACAACAUGAAUGGAGUUUCAUCUCAAGACACCUGUAGCCCUGGUAGGGGGCGCUCUGGGAGAAGCCGUGGACGCCCUAAAGGCUCAAGCGGAGGGACCAAGUCAGCAGGAAAAGGAAGGAGCCGCAAGUCAACAGCUGGUAGUGCAGCAGCUAUGGCAGGAGCCAUGGCAGGAGCAGCGGCAGCCUCUGCAGCAGCGUAUGCAGCAUAUGGCUACAGUGUAUCAAAAGGUAUCGGGAACACCAGCACACUGCAGCCUUCACUUGCAAGAUCCAGCUGUACUGGUAAUUUUCUACCCUCAGGCUCGUCCUCCCCUCUCACAUCUCCUCAGGGUAAAGCAGGCAUUGUCCCUUCUAGUCCUCAAACUAUUAGCCAUGUCAAUCCUGCCACGAUAAACAGAAAACACAAAGGACUGAGUUCACUAGGAGGAAGGUAGCAGUUCGCAGAAAACCUGCCCUAGUAUAAAAAUGAUCUGAAAUCUGCAUUACUGCGUGCAAGCAUUGUGUGACUGUUUGGAAAUUUGGCAGUUAAUAAUAAGGCAUAUUAUGAAUUGAAUAAUGGCACAUUUGAUUUAGCUACCUUUGCUGAACCAGGAAGAAGCCAUCUUCAUGUAACUUUCACAUAGCUGUCCGGUGUUACUGGAAGGGCUCAUAAGAUGAACAUAAAAGGAAACUGAAAUCACAGUUGGACAAAUGGCACAGAGAGAAGGUGGGGCUGAAGGUGGCAUGAGAUGUCAGAAAUGUUGUUUUCAUUUUUACAUCCUAUAGAAUGUCUGUUUAUUUUACAGGGGUUUUUUCUAUCAUGUGAUUAUUAACACCCUCACCUUGCUAUCUGUUAAAUGCUUCCAGACUACAUACUUGUAGUUCUCUGUGAUGCAAAAAAACCAAGAAAAAAUCCCAUUGCCAAUCUGAGUGAAACGUGACUAAUACAGUGUUGUGACAAAUUUAGAUACUCAGGUGUAACCUGACAGCAAUUAUAGGAUAAAGUGAGCAAGACCUAUUCUAUCUGUUUUUGACAAUCAGCCCACAGGAGUUUCCAUGCAUUUCCUAUGGACUGAUUGUUUGAAACACUUGGUCAUACAGAAACAAUGCAAAUGAAGCCUUCUUACACUGGGUGGUUAUAAUGUCCCAUUUAAUGUUUAUGAAAUAUAGACUAAAAGCCAUGAACAAUGAGAUAGUAUUUGUUUAUUUUUAUCAAAUUACUGGUAAAUGAGAAGAAAUAAUAUAUAUAUAAAAUGUUGCAACAAUAUGUUAAAAAUUACAAAUGUGGUACGCUUACAAAUAAUCUACAGGCUUCUGUUGCCUGUACCUUCAACUUUUAGAUUUAUAACUGCUGUCAAUGGAAAGUGAUUAUCAGGUCCAUUGCUCUUAGUCCAUAGGUCUCUUUGAAAACAUUUUUGUUCCUGGUUCUGUAAAAUGUGUAAACUGCACUUUUUUUUUUUUUUGGAAGAGUAUGCUUAUGAUCAUCAGAGGUAUUGCUGUUAUCAAUGCCAUAAUGGUAUACGUUUUUUACUUCUGUGAAUUAAUUGUUUAUAUAGCAAUCUUUAUUAUUAUUUUUUUAACAGAAUGCUGCUGUGAAUUAGGUGAUACAGUAAUAUACCCUGGAGAAUUACAGAAUAGUAGAGCCAUAUUUAGGUUUGUAUAGAAAUGGAUCUACCAAAUAUGUGAUAUUUCUAAAUAUAUUUUACACUAUAAAAUAUGUUGGUGUAUAGAAAUCCAUUAUUGAGAGUGAGAAUAGGCAGACCGAUCUCCUUGAUAAAAUGUAAUAUAGAGCUGUGUAUAAUUUAAAGCACUAUUACCCAUAUUUCCCUUUUUUGUACAACCUUAAAAGUCAUUUUUUGAAAUGUACGUCCAGCAGAUUGGAACAGAGCAGUAUAAAAUUCCGUCAAGUGGUAAAAUUUUAAAUUUCCAUUAUUUUUGUGAUAUAUAUUCUAAGUGUUAAACUAAAAAACAUUACAUUAACUGACUGAAAAUGCAAACAUCAUUUAUACAAUGUUGUGUUUGUUUUUAGACUACUAGAAUCUAAAAACAAAUGAUGAUUACAAAUAUAAACAGUUCAAAAGGAAACUUAAUUGAUUUUUUUUAAUGUUAUAUAUUAAAACUGUGUUUGCCUGAACUCAGUGUAAAUAUGCUCUCUGUGACACCUUUGUUUUUCCUUUUCUGUUUUUGUCUAUUUUUAUAGGUGAUUAUGUACAUAUGUAUAAAAUUGUCAUUUUACUAACUGGAGAGACAAAAUCAAAAUAAAAAAUAUUAGAGAGUAAUUUUA